Molecule: messenger RNA, 234 nt
Organism: Exophiala bonariae
Lineage: Eukaryota; Fungi; Ascomycota; Eurotiomycetes; Chaetothyriales; Herpotrichiellaceae
Exons: 3
Coding region: 1-234 (77 amino acids)
Source: RefSeq, a predicted model, not a curated record
AUGUCUUCAUCAGGAGGAAGUGCCCCUGGAGAGUUUGCCCACGGCAAGGUCGAUCCGCAAGAGGCUGGCAAGAAGGGCGGUCUCUCUUCCGGAGGCAGUACCUCUGGUGGCAGCGACGGCACCACCAGCUCCAGCGGUGGUGGUAGUGGCAACAGCGGUGGCAGCCAAAAGGGCGAGUUUGCUCACGGCAAAGUUGAACCUUCUGAAGCAGGGAAGAAAGGAGGUUCGAGCUAG